GAGAGAUUGCGCAGGCGCACUGUCCGUCCCUCCAGUCCGACAUCCGGCGCCAAACCUGCCCGGGGAGCUGAGAGCACCGGCGGCGGCCAUGGACGAGCUGUACCUGGAGAACAUCGACGAGCUGGUCACCGACCAGAAUAAAAUAGUGAGUCUCAGCCUGGCCGCCACUCACACUGCACCCCAAUAAUAACACUGCACCCCAAUAACUACUGCACCGCACCCCAAUAUAUACACUGCACCCCAAUAUAUACACUGCACCCCAAUAACUACUGCACCCCAAUAUAUACACUGCACCCCAAUAACUACUGCACCGCACCCCAAUAACUACUGCACCCCAAUAUAUACACUGCACCCCAAUAUAUACACUGCACCCCAAUAACUACUGCACCCCAAUAUAUACACUGCACCCCAAUAACUACUGCACCGCACCCCAAUAUAUACACUGCACCCCAAUAACUACUGCACCGCACCCCAAUAACUACUGCACCCCAAUAUAUACACUGCACCCCAAUAACUACUGCACCCCAAUAUAUACACUGCACCCCAAUAACUCCUGCACCCCACUAACUGUACUGACUGCACCCCAAUAACUACUGCACCCCAAUAUAUACACUGCACCCCAAUAUACACACUGCACCCCAAUAACUGUACUGACUGCACCCCAAUAACUGUACUGACUGCACCCCAAUAUAUACACACUGCACCCCAAUAACUGUACUGACUGCACCCCCCAAUAUAUACACACUGCACCCCAAUAACUGUACUGACUGCACCCCCCAAUAUAUACACUGCACCCCCCAAUAUAUACACACUGUACCCCAAUAACUGUACUGACUGCACCCCAAUAUAUACAUACUGCACCCCAAUAACAACUACUGACUGCACCCCAAUAACAACUACUGACUGCACCCCCAAUAUAUACACACUGCACCCCCAAUAUAUACACACUGCACCCCCAAUAUAUACACACUGCACCCCCAAUAACAACUACUGCACCCCAAUAACAACUACUGCACCCCAAUAACAACUACUGCACCCCAAUAACAACUACUGCACCCCAAUAACAACUACUGCACCCCAAUAUAUCUACUGCACCCCAAUAUAUACACUGCACCCCAAUAUAUACACUGCACCCCAAUAACUACUGCACCCCAAUAACUACUGCACCCCAAUAACUACUGCACCCCAAUAACUACUGCACCCCAAUAACUACUGCACCCCAAUAUAUACACACUGCACCCCCAAUAUAUACACACUGCACCCCCAAUAUAUACACACUGCACCCCCAAUAUAUAUACACACUGCACCUUAAUAUAUAUACACUGCACCUCAAUAUAUACACACUGCACCCCCCAAUAUAUAUACACACUGCACCCCAAUAUAUUACACACUGCACCCCCCAAUACACUGCACCCCAAUAUAUAUAUAUAUAUACACACUGCACCCCAAUAUAUACACACUGCACCCCAAUAUAUACACACUGCACCCCAAUAUAUACACACUGCACCCCAAUAACUGUACUGACUGCACCCCAAUAACUGUACUGACUGCACCCCAAUAACUGUACUGACUGCACCCCAAUAUAUAUACACUGCACCCCAAUAUAUAUACACUGCACCCCAAUAUAUAUACACUGCACCCCAAUAACUGUACUGACUGCACCUAAUAACUGAAAACUGACUGCACCCCAAUAACUGUACUGACUGCACCCCAAUAACUGUACUGACUGCACCCCAAUAACUGUACUGACUGCACCCCCAAUAUAUAUACACUGCACCCCAAUAACUGUACUGACUGCACCCCCCAAUAUAUAUACACUGCACCCCAAUAACUGUACUGACUGCACCCCCCAAUAUAUAUACACUGCAUCCCAAUAACUGUACUGACUGCACCCCAAUAUAUACACUGCACCCCCCAAUAUAUACACACUGCACCCCUAUAUAUACACUGCACCCCCCAAUAUAUACACACUGCACUCCAAUAACUGUACUGACUGCACCCCAAUAUAUACACACUGCACCCCAAUAACUGUACUGACUGCACCCCCCAAUAUAUACACACUGCACCCCAAUAACUGUACUGACUGCACCCCCCAAUAACAACUACUGACUGCACCCCCCAAUAACAACUACUGACUGCACCCCAAUAACAACUACUGACUGCACCCCAAUAACAACUACUGACUGCACCCCAAUAACAACUACUGACUGCACCCCAAUAACAACUACUGACUGCACCCCAAUAUGACUACACUUACCCCCAACAACCACUGCACCCCCAACACACUACUGCACCCCCACAAUAACAACUACCACACGCAACCCCCAAUAACAACUACUGCACCCCCCCAACAAUAUUGCACCCCCACAACCCCAACCAUUGCACCCCCAAUAACAACUAUUGCACCCCCAAUAACAACUAUUGCACCCCCAAUAACAACUAUUGCACCCCCAAUAACAACUAUUGCACCCCCAAUAACAACUACUGCACCCCCAAUAACAACUACUGCACCCCAAUAUAUACACACUGCACCCCAAUAUAUACACACUGCACCCCAAUAUAUACACACUGCACCCCAAUAUAUACACACUGCACCCCAAUAUAUACACACUGCACCCCCCAAUAUAUAUACUGCACCCCAAUAACAACUACUGCACCCCCAAUAUAAACACUGCACCACCCGAAUAUAUAUAUUCACACUGCACCACCCGAAUAUAUAUAUUCACACUGCACCACCCGAAUAUAUAUAUAUAUAUAUAUAUAUAUAUAUAUAUAUAUAUAUAUAUAUAUAUAUAUAUAUAUAUAUAUAUAUAUAUACACAUACACACUGUGCACCCCAAUACAGCCUGGCCGCCACUCACACGGUUACUAAUGGGAGAGAUCACCUGAGAUCACCACACUGCACCCCACAAACUGUACUGACUGCACCCCACAAACUGUACUGACUGCCCCCCAAUACAAACACUGCACCCCACAAACUGUACUGACUGCCCCCCAAUUCAAACACUGCACCCCACAAACUGUACUGACUGCCCCCCAAUUCAAACACUGCACCCCACAAACUGUACUGACUGCCCCCCAAUACAAACACUGCACCCCACAAACUACUGGCUGCCCCCCAAUACAUACACUGCACCCCACUGAUUACUGCACCCCCAUACAUGUACCCAACAAACUACUGCACCCCAAUACAUGCACCCCACAAACUGUACUGACUGCCCCCAAUACAUACACUGUACCCCAAUAACUACUGCACCCCACUGAUUACUGCACCCCAAUACAUACAGAUUACUGCACCCCACAAACUACUGCUCCCCAAUAAAUACAAUUUACUGACUGCUCCCCCAUACAUGCACCCCAAUACAUACACCCACAGCUUACUGCACCCCAAUACAUCUACUGCUCCCCAAUACAUACACCCCACAAACUACUGUACCCCAAUUCAAUGUACUGACUGCCCCCCCAUACAUGCUCCCCACAGAUUAUCAUAUCCCCACACUGCACCCCAAUACAUGUACCCAACAAAUUACUGUACCCCAAUACAUACAGGUGAUACUCGAAAAAUUAGAAUAUCGUGCAAAAGUUCAUUUAUUUCAGUAAUGCAACGUAAAAGGGGAAACUAAUAUAUUAGAUGGACGCAUUACAUGCAAAGCAAGAUAGUUCAAGCUGUGAUUUGUCAUAAGUGCGAUGAUUAUGGUUUACAGCUCAUGAAAACCCCAAAUCCACAAUCUCAGUAAAUUAGAAUAUUACAUGCAAUCAAUAAAACAAGGAGUGUACACAGAAACAAUAUCGGACCUCUGAAAAGUAUAAGCAUGCAUAUGGACUCAGUACUUGGUUUGGGCCCCUUUUGUUAUAAUUACUGCCUGUGGCACUAUCUGUGGCACUGCUGAGGUGUUAUGGAAGACCAGGAUGCUUCAAUAGCAGCCUUCAGCUCUUCUGCAUUGUUCGGUCUCAUGUCUCUCGUCUUUCUCUUGGCAAUGCCCCGUAGAUUCUCUAUGGGGUUCAGGUCAGGCGAGUUUGCUGGCCAAUCAAGCACAGUAAUCCCACGGUCAUUGAACCAGGCUUUGGUGCUUUUGGCAGUGUGGGCAGGUGCUGCUGGAAAAUGAAGUCAGCAUCCCCAUAAAGCUCAUCUGCGGAAGGAAGCAUGAAGUGCUCCAGAAUCUCCUGGUAGACGGCUGCGUUGACCCUGGACUUAAUGAAGCACAGUGAACCAACACCAGCAGAUGACAUUGCUCCCCAAAUCAACACAGACUGUGGAAACUUCACACUGGACUUCAAGCAUCGUGAAGUGUGUGCCUCUCCAUUCUUCCUCCAGACUCUGGGUCCUUGGUUUCCAAAUGAGAUGCAAAAGCUGCUCUCAUCAGAAAAGAGGACUUUGGACCACUGAGCAACAGACCUGGUCUGUUUUUCUUUAGCCCAGGUAAGACGCUUCUGAAGUUGUUUGUUGUUCAGGAGCGGCUUUACAAGAGGAAUACGACAUCUGAAGCCCAUGUCCAGGAUCUGUCUGUGUGGUGGCGGCUCUUGAUGCACUGACUCCAGCCUCAGUCCACUCCUUGUGAAAGUACCCAACACUUUUGAAUGGCCUUUCCUGACAAUCCUCUCCAGGCUGUGGUCAUCCCUGCUGCUUGUACACCUUUUUCUUCCACACGUUUCCCUUCCACAUAACUUUCUAUUAAUAUACUUUGAUACAGCACUUAGGGAACAUCCAACUUCCUUCGCAAUUACCUUUUGAGUCUUUCCCUCCUUAUGGAGAGUAUCAAUGAUGGUUUUCUGAGAGACCAUGUAAAGGCUCAGAAACCCUUUUGCAGGUGUUAUGGCUUCCUUAGCUGAUUAGAGUGGGACACUGUGAGCCUAGAAUAUUGCACCUUUUCACAAUAUUCUAAUUUACUGAGAUUGUGGAUUUGGGGUUUUCAUGAGCUGUAAGUCAUAAUCAUCGCACUUAUGACAAAUCACGGCUUGAACUAUCUUGCUUUGCAUGUAAUGCGUCUAUCUCAUAUAUUAGGAGGACAGAAGAGGGUGUAUCUAAUACAUGAUGCGAGAUAUAUGCAUCAAAGAAAAGGUUCAAGAUAGCCAACAAAUAGCCUACUGUAUAGGCCAGACAAAGCCAAUUUGGCUCCAUCUACUUACUGUUCUUUAUCUCAUAUAUUAGUUUCCUCUUUUACAUUGCAUUACUGAAAUAAAUGAACUUUUGCUCGAUAUUCUAAUUUUUCGAGUAUCACCUGUACAAUGUACUGACUGCCCCCCCAUACAUGCACCCCACAGAUUAUCCUAUCCCCACACUGCACCCCAAUACAUACAAUGUUCUGACUGCCCCCUCAUACAUGCACCACACAGAUUAUAAUCCUAUCCCCACACUGCACCUCAAUACAUGUACCCCACAAAUUACUGUACCCCAAUACAUACAAUGUACUGACUGCCUCCCUAAUACAUGCACCCCACAGAUUAUCCUAUCUCCACUCUGCACCCCAAUACAUACAAUGUACUGACUGCCCCUCAAUAAACAUAUCCCAUAAAUUACUGUACCCAAUUAACUACCCCCCACUGCACCUCACCAAUUACAGUACGCCACUAACUGGUCACCACUGCAUCCCACAGCUUACUGUACUUACUCUGUACCCCACUAACUCCCCCCUCCACUGUAUACACUGACUGUACCUCACUAAACCGAAUUGUAUCCCACACUACACACUUACUCACUUUGGCUGUUUUGGUCCAAAAUUUGAAAUUUACUCUGAUUUUAUAAAAAUAGACGUAGGACGAUCCUACCAUAACUUACACAAUGAAUAUAAUCAGUCGUAGUCCGAGCGGCACUAAAAUGUUUUUUUUUUUUAAUUACAAUACUAGCAAGUGCACAUUUUGAGAAAUAACAAUGAGUGAUCUGAUUGAUAGCCAGGAAGUGUAACAAGGUAUAUUUAUAAAAGUACCAAUUUCUAUAGAAUUAUUUUUUUUAAAUAAAUAAAAAAUAAAUAAAAUAAAAAAGACACUCUUCUCACACAAAGCAUUUCAGCAAAUGAAGUGUCCCUUUCAAGCAUUUUAAAAAGGUUAGUCAAUUAAAUGUUAAUUAUUUUAAAUUACAUUGAUUGCUUAAAGGGUCACUCCAGGCACCAUGACCACUUCAGCCAUUUGAAGGGGUUAUGGUGGUACAGAUCUGCCUGUUCUACUUGAAACAUAGCACAUACAGGCUAUGUCACACCCAUUGUACAUUUGACAGCCUGGAAUUCUGUUCUGGUCUGCCAAAUGUAAAUUCUGUGCAAAAAACUCGUUCAUUGUCAGCUCAUGUUGUCAAUGGACGUAUUGUACUUUUGAAGCCUUUUUGCUCCCCUACCCCCUCCUUCAAUGAGUUGAGCAUCUUUGCUUACCUAUACCCUCAAUGGUUCUUAUUCUUUUGUUUUUAAAUUCUGUUUCCCAGCCUCUCUACCUCCCCUCGUCGGCUCAGAAUGCGCACAUGCACUUUGAGCUGGUGCAGCAGUCUAAUCAAAGGCCUGCUGCUGACAUUGGAUGGAGGUGUGGAAUGCCCUCCGCGCUGGAUUCCAGGUAAGUUGGUAAAAAAAAAAAAAAAACCCAAAAAAGUUAUUAAUAUUUUUAAAUCCAACCCCCCAAAAAUGGUUGGAAAGGUUCUUUAACACAAUGUAAUACAGAAAACAUUACCGCUUUGUGUACAUAGAUUGUAUUGUUUUCUUUACCUGUAUAGAUUGAUGCAAACAAUUUGUAUAAUUUAACUGUAACUCUGAAUUCAUUUUCUGUGUUUUUCAGGUGACUUACAAAUGGUUGAGCCAUACAUUGGGUGUUCAUGUCAACCAAGCAAAACAGUAAGCAUAUUACAUUCUGACACACGUUCAUUUUAUUUAGGUUUGCUCAGCCAGGGAAUGCCGUCCAAAUGUGCACAGAAUUGGCGUUCUGUCUGCAUCGAAAAGAUACAAACAUAAUUGAAUUUACAGUGAAAGCCCAGGUUUUCAUCGGAGCAGUAUGCAACUCUUCAUGUUGGUCACUCGACUUUUUAUAAUAUUGCUGAGCUUCUCAACAAUGUUCAAAAACAAAAAAGAGAAUUAGUGAAAAUAAAAGGGUUGUUUUUUUUUUACCAGUAAUUUUUUUUUUUUUUUUACUUUAUAUUAAUCAUUUGACUCCAUGCUUUUUCCCAUUGUAAUCAUUACAUCUUGGACUUGUAGUUAGUGUGUACGAUAUGAUUUUUGUUAAAACAGUCAUAGAGUAAAUGAUUACCCGGUGUCAUAAUAUUGUCGACACAUAGAAGAAGAAAACAAAACACACUGACGUGCUAAAGAUCACGUCUCCCCCUUUUUUUUUUUUAAAAGAGGUUUGUUAUUGUAAAAUAUAUUUUCUGUAAUUACGAGUGUGCUGUCUAAUACUGUCCGUCUCCAGGAUGCUGUAUGACUAUGUCACACGGAAGAGGAAGGAGAAUCAGAGUGCCCAGGUGCACGUGACGUACCUACUAACAGGGAAAUCAAUUCAAAAUGGGUACCCUGUGAGUAUUAGUAUUAUUAUUAUUAUUAUUAUUAUUAAACAUGUUUCAUGAUUAAAGGACAAUUGUCACCAGAAAUUUUAUUUAUUUAUUAUAAGAAUCCAGCAUGUAAUGAAAAGAUACGGCAUUUUUCAAAAUUAAGUAAAUUAAAAAAAUACCUGAAAAUCUGUCUCCUUCUUUCAGAGCACACUAGAUGCCUCUGCCAUAUUGAUACACCUCCAGUUGAAAUGAGGUAGAAUCAGACUGUUAGGUUCCUGCUUCAUUCCCUGCCCAGAGCAGUGACUUCAUCAGCCAUCACACUGUAUGCUCUGCUAAGCAGGGCAGUGUUGCUGCAGUGUCUUCUCCAUAGUCCGAUCGCAUUGACAAUGCUCAAAUUUAGUAAAGUCAUAUGUUAGUUUGACCGAUUCUGUAACAUUGGUUCUGAUGAAAAAAAUCUGUUUUUGCAAACUCAUCCGAACCAAUCUACAGCACUGCAAUUGCAAAUUGUUAUUCACUUAAUGUUUGCAGGGUAGGGGCCAAGGCAGGGAACACUAGGUCCCUCGCCUUUAUUAGAAAUAUUAGGGUCCACACCCGCCAGCAAGGGUGGGGUCAGUGAGAGGGGUCACUAGGUCCCACCUAUAUUCUACUUAUUAGGGCCCCCACCUUCCAGCAGGGGUGUGGGCACGGACACUAGGCAGGGAGUGAAGCAGGAGCCUCAGUCUGAUUCUACCUCUGUCUGACCAAAGGUGUUAGAAUAUGGCAGAGGGAUCUAGUGUUCUGUGAAUGUAGGGGCAAUAUUGUCAGGUAUUUUUUACAAAUACUUAAUUUUUAAAAAUGCCAUAUCUUUUCAUUGCAUACUGCAACGAUUCUUAUAAUAAUAAAAAAAGAAAAUUACUGAAGUCUAAAUUUUGUAUUGUUGAAACCUUGAGCAACAAAUGCUAUUUUGCAUGCUGUAUCCCAUUUCCCCAUGCCGCUAGUAAACCACAUUUCCUGAGCAGCACACACGGUCUAGCUCCUCACACCCCAUUUAACCCAUCUGAGCAGUGUACAUUCCCCUUUAUAUCUCUUGAUGGAAUUAAUGUAGGGUUAUUGGGGAGCAUUUGGGACAUUUUAGCUCCAUCGCAGGUGGAACGCUGCCUUCUUUUUAUCCAAGAUGAGCAGGCAGUUAAUCUAAGCUGGAAACCAGUGGAACCAGCAGGCACAUUCCAUCGGUGACUCUGUCCUUUCUCCAUUUUGAACCACUAUUCAGAACAUACUUUUUAUAAAUAACCCCCAUAGUGUGUUAAUGUGAACGCAUUUAGUUUUGUAAUCUGACCAUUUUAUUCAUCUUAUUCCUCUGUUUUGUUUGAUGUGAAGCAUAUAUGGCUAAAGGCUUCAUUCAUUGAAUACAUUCAUCUUUCUAUAAUACUGUAUUAUAAGCUGCUAACACAUUUCUUCUGUUGCAGUACCACAAGGUGGCGGUAGUAAAAGAAGAGAGACUGGAAGGUAAAGUAACUAGGGUAAUGUUUUUUUUUGUUUUUUGUUUUUUCUCUUUGUAUGUAAUAUAUAUAUAUAUAUAUAUAUAUAUAUAUAUAUAUAUAUAUAUAUAUAUAUAUAUAUAUAUAUAUAUAUAUAUAGUGUGUAUUUUGACUGGAUCAGAGCAUAUCCAAAAUGGCAAGUCUUGUGUGGUGGUCCCGCUAUGCAGUUGUUAGUACCAACCAAAAGGGGUGCAAAAAGGACAACCGGCAUCAGGGUCAUGGAUGCCCAAGGCUCAUAAAUACAUGUGGAAAGCGAAGGCUAGCCCGUAUGAUCAGAUCACACACAAGCUACUGUAGCUUAAAUUGCUGAAAAACCUAGUGCUGGCAAUGAUGGAAAUUUAUCAGAACACACAGUGCAUCACAAUUUGCUCCGUAGCCACAAACUGGCCAGUGUGCCCAUGAUGACCCCUGUUCAUCAUCUAGAACAGUGGUGCCCAAACCAGUCCUCAUGGCCCACCACUAUCCAUGCUUUUAUAUAUUUCUUUGUUUUAUUCCAAUGCAGAUAAUGAUAAAACCUAGACUGUUGGUGGGUCUUGAGUAUACAGAUUGCUAUUUUGAAGAUAUUCCCAAUAUGAGACAUUGGUACACUUUUUUUACAAGUAUUAUUUGUUAGCUUUCAUUCCUACAUAAAAAUCCAAUAAUCAGACUGCAUGCAUUGUUUAAAUGUUCUACUUAGUCAAAUGUGAGACUGAUUGGCUCUAUAAUAAGGUGUGCAUUAAUUUAUGUGCAACCACCAGUAGUGCAUUUCACAUAGGAAAAAAUUGUAAAUAAAUUGUGGCAUGCAAAAUAACUUUAAAAACUUAUUUCAUUUUUCAAAAACUUUGAAAUCAAUGACUUCAAAUAAUAAAACCACUAUAAUGUUGAUGCUAUUCAUCCUCUCUGGGAGAAGCAGACCCCAGUAUGCAAUAGAUCCUUAUGGUGGUCUAGUUGCAAACCUCAUAUGUUAUGAGAAAGUGAUAUGCUGUAUAACCAACAUCAGUAAAAGCAUGUAGAUUUAUUAAAAAGUAAUAUAUUUGCUUACACUGUCAUUAAAAAUCAACUGGAAGUACUCAUCUGAGCUCCGAAAAUGCUGGUUUCUUUGAGUUUACACAUGGGAAUCAAUUUAAUAUUGUUGGAUAAGCUUUCCAAUGAUUUAAUAUUUUUGGAUACACUUUUCAAAUUACUUUUUCAAUAUAUUAACAUCUCAAAACGUGAAGAUAUAUUUUUCAUAAUCUUAAACGUAUGCAAAAAAUAUUAAAUCGAGCCCUAGUUUCCCAAACAUUGCUUCAGCAUGCUCCUCUCUCGAUGUCACAUUGUGAGAUGGGAAACAUCUGAAUAUUUGAUGAAUGUUGGACAGAUAUGCAUGAAGACAGAGGACUUAAGAUAUGCCUCUUAAAUUUAAAUGUGAGUUGGACUUGGAGCCCUCCAAGCUUUCCACUACAGUGAGCUAUAACUGCUACUGAUAAUACCUGGCAGACUAUAAUCUUGCUUAGAGUACCGUUUUAAGAGGAUCUGUCACCCCAGUAUGAUUUGCUAGCAUAAAUGUGAACUAUGUCUUAUGAUUAUUUUUUUUUUUUUAUUUAUUCAAAAUGUUCUCUUCUCAAUUUGCUUCUACAGCUAUGAAAGCCAAGCUUGCGGUGGUUGCUAAUGUUCACGUGUACAGCAUCCAGAAAGCCACUCUAAAGGACAGCGCCCCGCUUUUCAACACGGACUAUGAUAUCUUCAAGAAUAAUAUCCAGGACUGUAAUAAGUAUGUACGCUUGUGUCAGGAAUUGCUUUGUAUAACAGUAUAUACCAUACAAAACUCGUGACUCAUUACACUUUUUUUUUUUUUACAUGGUAAAAUGAACCAGUAAAUCAAACCAGAUUUAUUUAUUUUUUUCCUCUCAAUAAUUCAAAUCAACCUGACAAACUUGUUACCAAUGUUGUCUACCAUUUAUUUGACUUCUAGGUAUAGUGCCAUACGAUGCGCAGAGGCUGUGCCAAGGUCCGCUGAGGUGAUGUCUCAACUCCGGAAAGCACACAGCCAGCAGACUGAGGAAGCACCUCAAGCUGCUGCUCCAACCAUCAAUGGGCAUAUCACUCAACCUGCUGCAAAACCAGCGUCUCAGCAGCCCAAGGGCAUCAUGGGAAUGUUCUCCCGUCCAGCUGCCAAAGCACAGGAAGCAAAUAAAGAACCUAAGACCGAAAACAAGGAACCAGCAGUAAGUCAUUCUUAUUGCAGUUGAGUUUCCAUAGAGAUAUAAAUUCUGAUACUGUCUAGAACACUGCCCAUGCAGCAGGGUAUUUGUAGAAUUAGUUAGUCCUUGGGCCUGAACCACCUUAUUAAAUCAAACCGGUAACCAUGAAGAAUUAAGGAAAUUGUUUUCCUUUCCAGGUUUCUGCAGGAAGUAGCAAGUCCUCUGCUAAAGCAAGUGCCAUGAAUAAUUUCUUUGGAAAAGCUUCUUUGAGUGAGUUCAAGUCCUCCUACCUUCUAACUUUUCAGGUGUUGAUAUUUAAGUUGCUCUAUUAGUUCAUUAUUGUCCAGUAAGGCUUCUUAUAAUACCUUUUUUAUUGGACUAUCCGAAAUUUGUAGGGGCAGGCUUUUCCUUUAUGAAAUCUAAAGCAAUCGUCCCUCAAUACACUCGGAAUCUACACUUCAGUAUCGUUCUCUUCAAAUAAAAAUGUGUGUGUGUGUGUGCACUUUCGGCAUUGAAAGGUUUAAUGUGCAGUUAACCCACUAUCAUUUACCCUUAUGUGGGACAGCAUUAAGCACUUUUCUGGAGAUGCAUAUGAAGAUUUUAACUCCAGUAAAACAGCCAUAUUAUGGGUGCACUGUGUAAGCUAGUAUAACAGUUUUGUGCUUGGCGAGUUAAAAUUAGCCUUUAGUAUUUUAAAAUUGUGGUAUAAGAGCAGCAGUGCUAUAGAGGUUUGGUAAGCUUUAUGAUUGGCACAUGGGGGUCCUUGGUAAGUGGUGGUCAAUACUUUGUUUGAUCCAAUAUGCCAGCCUUAAAGCUCUCCCUGUUUGUAUUUGCUCUGGCCAUAGCCCUUCAGUCCUAACAUAUGAGUUUUUUGUGAAAUGGUAUUAUUGUUAAAUGCCUACUUUGCACUUUUUACCUUCCGCCCUUCUUUUUCUUUUAAGUGUUAUGUUGCCAUAGUGGCAUGUCGCUUGAGGUAGAAGCCAGUGUAGAUCCACCAGGCUACAUGUUGGGAAAUAAGUUUGCUAGAAUCCACAGUAUGAAGUUUAGCCAUCAUGGAUAUAAAGUAAAAACAAAACAUUACACAGAGUGAAUAUUUAUUUUCCUGUAAUAGGCAAAAUCAAGGAAACCUCGUCCAUUAAUAAAUUCGUCAAACAAGAGGAAGAACCAGUGUCUCAGUCUACUGCUUCCUCCCACGCUCCUGCUUCUUCACCUCCUCCAGAGCCACCUACAAAGAAAGGGACAUCAACUAAAGUUCCGACAAAGGACAAGAAAAGGUAAUUAAAGAUCAUCAGAGAGCAAUAUGGAUAUCAAGUUACGAUCAUACAUUGUGAAACUACACAAAGCCACCGGAAUGGUAAAACCUGAUUUAGCAUUAAAAAGCUUAAUGAAGCAAUUUUAGUAUAUAUAUCAUGCCCCUGCAUUUUCACACCUUCCUGUAUGUGAUUUUACAUAGCUGUCCUAAACACUUCCUGUAAAGAGAGAUCCAAUGUUUACAUUUUCUUCAUUGCACAGUCUGUUUAAUUUAGAAUUUCUCAUCUCGUUCUCUGUUAAUAGAUUGCUAGAGUCUGCAGAGCCUCAUGGAAAUGAUUUAAAAUUCAAUUAACAGAACAGGAGACAAAGUUUUAAAAUAAAUUGAGACACAGCAAGACGAGGAGUGGUUAAGCCUGGAUAAACCGAAAACACAAGUGAUUUGACUCAUAAAUUGCAGUGAAUUGAGCAGUGACACUACAAGAGCAUGAUCUAUUGACCAAAAUUGUUUCAUUAAGCUAAAGUUGUUUUGUUGCUUAGUGUCCCUUAAGUCUUUCAUAAUUGCUGUUCUGGAGUAAACUUUCCUUACUGACAGAAGUCUUUUACUCAUUUGGGUAUUUAGUUGUCCCUGUACAUUUUUUUUUAUGAACCUUCUGCAAAAGUUAACACGAAGACACAUAAUGGUAAUUUGCAGGUCUAAAAUCUUUGCUAUAUAACAUUUUAAACCUUAACAUCUCCAAACCUACUACAAACUUUAUAAAUAACAUCCUUGUGUGUAUUUCUUUUUCAAAGGCAUUGUGGGACAACAUUCUAAAAAUGGAGUGUUCACCAUGGAACCAAUGGAAUGUUCCUGCUGAUUACUCCACAUUUUUGAACGUUACCCAAUAUUUGCCAUUUAUACAUACUUCCAUAAUGAAAAUAAUUUCAGAAAAUAAAUGGAUGGAGGGUUCUCCGCUUUAACUUGCUAAAUCCCAGCUGACUAUUUUGAUAUAGAUUUUGAAUUGUAGUUUUAUGUAUUAUGUAUUUCAGAAAUAGUUUAUCUUUAUGAAAUAAGAAGCAAGAGCCAGUUUCAAUUACUUUGUUACAUGGCAUUUUUAGUAACAAAAUUGUGUAUUAGACACUAUAUUUGUGCAAAAACCUGUUUGUCAAUUCAUCCCACUCUAAUUCCUUUUAAUCCACACCAAUAUGAAUAGAUACGCGCUGGAUUUAUCUAUAAAGUCUUAUUUAAUGAAGUAGCUAUAAUUUUUUCCAAUGUAAGUUAUUUUUUCUAAGCCAAUGAAAGGAGACGACAUGCUUUAAGGCUUCUCUCUACUCACAGCAAGGGGAAAAGAGCUGAGAUCUCAGACUGUGAAGAGGAAGAAAACAAAUCGGUGAAAAAGAGAAGACGGAUUAAACAGCCCAUGGCUGACAGCAGUGACGACGAAGGUAAGUGUUAGGAAACCAAGUCUCCUGUUACUUUAACCUGGUGAACUGUAUAGUUAGACAUUUAGAGGUCUGCAAACUCACUUUCAAUUCCAGAGUCUGUGUUAGGACUAUCUUUUGGGACUCAGAGGCAUUUUUUCAUUCCUCUUUUUAUAUUUGUAUCAUUUCAAUCCCUAAGGCCAUUUCGAAAUCAGUUUACUAAACUAUCCCUAUCCCUGCCCCUAUAAUCACCUCUUAACUAUUCUAACCGCAGCGUUGUUGUUCAUGUGGUUGGCCACAGUUCGUAUGGUCGACCACAAGGUGGCGACCGUCUUGUUCCCGCGAACGCAGGAAGCGGUGUUUGGUUGUUGAGUUCGUGGAACUGUUUUCGGUCUCAAACUCCCGAACACCACUGGACUAACAUCAUAACCUGCGUUCGGUACUUGCAAUAGAAACUGACACUUUUAUAAAUUAAGCUGGUUACACCCUCUUAGCCUUCAAGCAGACAACAGGUGAUUUUACUUCCUGGUUUGGUUAGCUAAACUCAAGAGGCAGCAAUUGCACUGAGCACCUGUCUUGCAAAGAUGUCUCAAUGAGAUGCAUUGGAAGUCUGUGAUUGGACAGUCGCAAAGUCUGGGCGGGGUUAGAAGGCGGAGGACUUGCCUAGAUAGCAUACAAGCAAAAUGCAGGUUUUGCAAACUGUUUUAAGAUAUAUCCUCAAUAAAAUAUAUACAGUUGCAAGAAGAAGUAUGUGAACCCUUUGGAAUGAUAUGGAUUUCUGCACAAAUUGGUCAUAAAAUGUGAUCUGAUCAUCAUCUAAGUCACAACAAUAGACAAUCACAGUCUGCUUAAACUAAUAACACACAAAGAAUGAAAUGUUGCCAUGUUUUUAUUGAACACACCAUGUAAACAUUCACAGAGCAGGUGGAAAAAGUAUGUGAACCCCUAGACUAAUGACAUCUCCAAAAGCUAAUUGGAGUGAGAUGUCAGCCAACUGGAGUCCAAUCAAUGAGAUGAGAUUGGAGGUGUUGGUUACAGCUGCCCUGCCCUAUAAAAAACACACACCAGUUCUGGGUUUGCUUUUCACAAGAAGAUUUCCAUGAUGAGAAUGAUGCCUCGCACAAAAGAGCUCUCAGAAGACCUACGAUUAAGAAUUGUUGACUUGCAUAAAGCUGGAAAGGGUUAUAAAAGUAUCUCCAAAAGCCUUGCUGUUCAUCAGUCCACGGUAAGACAAAUUGUCUAUAAAUGGAGAAAGUUCAGCACUGCUGCUACUCUCCCUAGGAGUGGCCGUCCUGUAAAGAUGACUGCAAGAGCACAGCGCAGACUGCUCAAUGAGGUGAAGAAGAAUCCUAAAGUGUCAGCUAAAGACUUACAAAAGUCACUGGCAAAUGGAAGAAACACACAACACUAUGUGUGGCAAAAAAAGAGGCACAGCACACCAACAUCAAAACCUCAUCCCAACUGUGAAGUAUGGUGGUGGGGGCAUCAUGGUUUGGGGCUGCUUUGCUGCGUCAGGGCCUGGACGGAUUGCUAUCAUCGAAGGAAAAAUGAAUUCCCAAGUUUAUCAAGACAUUUUGCAGGAGAACUUAAGGCCAUCUGUCUACCAGCUGAAGCUCAACAGAAGAUGGGUGUUGCAACAGGACAAUGACCCAAAGCAUAAAAGUAAAUCAACAACAGAAUGGCUUAAACAGAAGAAAAUACACCUUCUGAAGUGGCCCAGUCAGAGUCCUGACCUCAACCCGAUUGAGAUGCUGUGGCAUGACCUCAAGAAAGCGAUUCACACCAGACAUCCCAAGAAUAUUGCUGAACUAAAACAGUUCUGUAAAGAGGAAUGGUCAAGAAUUACUCCUGACCGUUGUGCACGUCUGAUCUGCAACUACAGGAAACGUUUGGUUGAAGUUAUUGCUGCCAAAGGAGGUUCAACCAGUUAUUAAAUCCAAGGGUUCACAUACUUUUUUCCACCUGCACUGUGAAUGUUUACAUGGUGUGUUCAAUAAAAACAUGUAAGUAAAUAUUUCAUUCUUUGGUGUAUAUUAGUUUAAGCAGACUGUGAUUGUCUAUUGUUGUGACUUAGAUGAUGAUCAGAUCACAUUUUAUGCACCAAUUUGUGCAGAAAUCCAUAUCAUUCCAAAGGGUUCAUAUACUUUUUCUCUUGUAACUGUGUGUGUGUGUGUGUGUGUGUGUAUAUGUAUAUAUAUAUAUAUGUAUAUAUAUGUAUGUGUAUAUAUAUAUAUAUAUAUAUAUAUAUAUAUAUAUAUAUAUUAAAAGCAUGCAUGUUUAUGUUUGAAAUAUAUCUAUUGAACUGUGAUUUGUAUUUAUUUUGUGUUUGGGUAAUGGAGUGUCCCUUUUUAAUAGACAAGAUCGGUUAGACAAAUCUUUUUAUACUUUGAAAGAAUUAGUGAUGUACCAGAAAUGUAUCAAGUCUUUAAAGGGACACUGUAGGCACCUAGACCACUUCGGCUCACUGUUUUUAAAAAAACUGUUAUUUUAUGGAAUUGGUUAUUUAUUUUCUUUAUUGGUUUACGUUUCCCUAAUACAUAUCUGGUGACCAGUUCACUUUAAUUCUAGGUUAUGUAAUGACUGAUUACUGUUGCAUAUUUGGUAGCAAAAGAAUUCAGGUUUUAAUAAACAAAACACCACCAUGUAAUCUACUUAAAUAGCAAAGUUAUUAGGUUUUAUUGCCUCCCAAGGUAUAAAUCUACUUUACGCUGAUGGUGCUUUGGUUUCACACCCACACACUGUUUACUCUGUUCUUAAGUUCAGGGCUGUGUAAUGUCCUGCUGAUCCAUCUGCCAAAACAAAGCUACUCACACCAUCAAGAUGUAAUUGGCUCCUUCUUUUUGUCACCCAACAUUUUUCACGUCAAGUCACUGCGCAGUCAUGCCAUGCUAGUAGACUUCACACCCUUCGUCCCCUUUCAUGUGCUGUUUGUUUUCUACACUGUCCCACUGCGACUUUGGAUCAAAUCUACGAACGACUCAUUGAGUGUAUUAAUAAGAUCUGACACCGACUGCUGAGCGAAAAAGCAAAGUGUGCUUUUAGAUAGAAAGAUUAGGACCUCCCUGCACAGCGAGAGCUCGGCAACACAUUGCAUGAGUUUGCGUCAAGGCAUUGGGGUCUCUCUUCUCGUCCUCGUCUCUCCCCUCAAUACACUACUCUUUAUUUCAUAGUGUCGCUUCUUGCUAACCUAGAAAAGGUCACUGCUUCUAAACUUGUCAAAGGUCUUUUGCUUGGGAACAGUCUGGAGAGGCACAGAGGCUUGAUUAUAAUGUGCUUAGCUAAACUGUGUAACUGCAGCUGGUUCCCCUAUUUACCACUAUAACCUCUUAAAGCAUGGGAUUUAGCUUACCGUACAGAUAUCUUAGCCAUGAUAUUAUAUAGUUGGUGAGAGUUCCUCUAUUUAAAAUACAUAAAUAAUUGAGAAUACAAUAUAAAAUAGGGAUUGUCUUGGAAGCAAUAAAGGUGUUUUAUUUAAGAAAUAUAUAAAAAAAAAAAUAAAAAUAAAAAAUAGACAUAUAUAAAACCUUAACCCCUUCAGGACGGAGUCAAUAGUGCAUGUUCUGAUCUAAACAAAACGUAAACAAAAACUGGAAUUUGCGCUAUAUGUCUGUUCAACCAUAAUUCACCGCUGUCACAUUAAGUGCACCCACACUUAUUAUAUAUCAUUUUGUUCAGGAGAAACAGGGCUUUAAUUUAUCAUUAACUAUUCAUAUAUUGAACAUAAUUUAUUAUGAAUAAAAUUUAAAAAAAGUGAGAAAAUAAGAUUUUUAAUUUCUUUUAAUUUUUUUAAUUUGUAUUUCCGUCUGACAGUUUAGCUGUGAAUGUCAUGAUACUGUUAGGUUUUACUGCAAAAAAAAAAUGCACAUAUUUGUAAUCAGCGAUGUCUCACAAGUACAACAGUACCCCCAUUAACAGGUUUUAUGGUGUUUUGGAAAGUUACAGGGUCAAAUAUAGAACGUUCCAUUUUCAAAUUGAAAUUUGCCAGAUUAGUAAUGUUACCUUUGAGACGGUGUGGUAGCCCAGGAAUGAGAAUUACCCCCAUAAUGGCAUACCAUUUUAAAAAGUAGACAACCCAAGGUAUUGAAAGUGGGGUAUGUUUAGUCUUUUUUAGUAGCCACUUAGUCACAAACACUGGCCAAAGUUAGCGUUCAUAUUUGUUUUUGUGUGAAAAAGCAAAAAACUAAUAUUUGGCCAGUGUUUGUGACUAAGUGGCUACUAAGAAAGACUGGACAUACCCCACUUGCAAUACCUUGGGUUGUCUACUUUUGCAAAUGGUAUGCCAUCAUGGGGGUAAUUCUCAUUCCUGGGCUACCAUACGCUCUCAAAGGCAACAUAACCAAUCUGGCAAAUUUCAAUGUCAAAAAAAUGAAAUGCAAGCCUUAUAUGUGACUCUCUAACUUUCCAAAACACAAUAAAACCUGUACAUGGGGGGUAUUGUUAUUCUCGGAAGACUUCACUAAACACAAAUAUUAGUGUUUUAAAACAGUAAAACAUAUUACAACAAUAAUAUAGUCCAUAAAAGUGCCGUUUGUUUGUAAAAAAUGCAAAAAACUUCACUUUUACUUAAAAUAUCAUCGUUGUAAUACAAUUUACCAGUUUGAAACACUAAUAUUUGAGUUCAGCGAAGUCUACUGAGUAAAACAGUACCCCCUAUGUACAGGUUUUAUGGUGUCUUGGAGAGUUACAGGGUCAAAUAUAGUGCUUGCGAAUUAAAUUCUCUGCACUUUCUCCCUGUGUUGUCAGGCAUGUCAAUCAAAUUUGAAUUAAUCAAAUCACAUAAUUAUGUUAAAAGAUUACUUAAAUAUACAUGUAGAAUUUUAAUAUAUAUGCAUUUAUAGGUAUUUAAAUUCUAUGUGUAUACUAAUGUAAUCUUUUAUGUAAUUAUAUGUAUUUAUCUAUAUAUAUAUAUAUAUAUUUGCGGUUAUUUGUAUUUUAUAUAUAGAUAGAUAUAUAUAGAAUGUCAUUCUAAGUGUAUUUUGUUACAUAUAUAUAUAUAUAUAUAUAUAUAUAUAUAUAUAUAUAUAUAUAUAUAUAUAUAACAAAAUACAGUUAGAAUGAAAUUACAUAUGAAUAUAUAAUUUUUGUUUCAAUGUAUUUAUUAUUGUAAUUAUACGUGUAUAUCUAUUAUAUAUAAUAUAUUCAUAUUAUAUAUGUGUAACGUCACCAGGGCCGGAUUAAGAGCACAGUGGGCCUGGUGCUGACAAUUAUGAUGGGCCUAAUUACGGAAUCUUAUUGACCAAAAACACUAAAACAAUCAUACCUCCCAAGCGUCAUGUAUCUGAUAGAGAUGGUGCUGGAGGGAAACUCAUAGGAUGCAGCUAUAAGAAAACACAUACUCUAUGCUAAUCCCUCUCUAAUUUAUGUUUUCAUCUUUCAAGUAAAUCCAUAACCCCUAACAGCAGUGUCCAGUGAAGCAGGAAGUCAAUGGGCGGGGUAAAAGGGUGUCACGUGACAAGACCUGCCAAAAGGGGGGAACAUGCCCAAAAAGGGGAACGUUUGUCCAAAGAAUUGGAAGGUCAGCCUGGCAUGAAUGCAUGUCAGGCUGCCUGCCAAUCCUGCAGGUUGUCCAACUAAGGGCAUACUAUGUAGGCAGCACCUUGAGCUUGACAUAAAUGCGUCUAAUGAUACGCUUACUCCAUUCUUUCUAAGGACUGUCCCCUAGCACUCGCUGGUUCACUUGUCUCCUUACCUUCUUACUAGCAGGCAGAAGUUCCUGGUAUAUAGUCUGAGACAGAGAAAAGAUGUCUGUAGUGAGUGUAGAAGAAAGGGGACAUGCCACAGUGUUAGAGAGACCAACCUAAACUGCAUUACCUAAACUAACUUUAAUGUCAGCAAGUGCACACAAGUUUUGUUCCAAUACAUCCCUCUUAAGCUUCCAAACUUAAAGGGACACUAUAGUCACCAGAACAACUACAGCUUAUUGUAUUUGUUCUGGUAAGUAGAAUCAUUCCAUUCAGGCUUUUUGCAGUAAACACUGUCUUUUCAGAGAAAAUAACUCCACUGGCUGCUCCUUAGAUGGCUGCUAGAGGUGCUUCCUGGGGCAGUACUGCCUAGUGUGCAGCACUGCCAUUCAGUGUCUCCACCCUCUUCAUGUAGACACUGAACUUUCCUCAUAGAGAUGCAUUGAUUCAAUUUAUCUUUAUGAGGAGAUGCUGAUUGGCCAGGGCUAUGUUGGACUUGUGCUGGCUCUGCACCUGAUCUUCCUAGUUGACAGUCUUCCUAUGGGGAAGUAUUGUAAUUUGCUCAGACCACCACUUCUGAGCCAGCAGCUGCAGAAUUUAAUACAAGUAAUAUUUUACUAUAUUUAGGGAGGCAAGAAGGGGCCAGGGUGGUGGUUUUAACAUAAUAGGGUCAGAAAUACAUGAUUGUGUUCCUGACCCUAUAGUGCUUCUUUAAGCAAGAGUAUGUGAAGAGUAGUUAAGGUUGCCAGUUAAGGUUGCCACCUUUCUUGGAAAAAAAUACCAGCCUUAAUAAUUUGUAUAAUUAGUUAUGCGUGACAUCACAUGAUGUAAAUUACAAGGAGUGACAUCAGAGAAAAUUCUAUAAAAUCACCAAACUACUCACAGUUUGAUUCUGCUGUAUAGAUGGAUUGCUCCCAGUGUCUCCCAGUGUCUCAGUCUCGCAAGUCACCCAGUGUCUCAGUGUCCCUAUCUAUCACAGUGUCAGUGUCCCUGUGUCGCCCAGUCCCCUAGUCUCCCAGUGUCUGUGUCCCCAUUUCUCCCAGUGUCCCAAUGUCUCAGUGUGUCCCCAUGUCACUAGGAUACUGGGGACACUGAGAGACCCAGGGACACUGAGACCCGGGGACAUUGAGACAUUUAGGGAAACUGGGAGAAAUGGGGACACUGAGACACUAGUGACACAGACACUGGGAGACAUGGGGACACUGAAACAUUUGGGGACACUAAGACACUAGGGACACAGACAUGGGAACACAGACACUGGGAGACUAGGGGACACUGGGAGACUAGGGGACACUGGCUGGGAGACAGACACUUGGGGACACUAGGAGACAUGGGGACAGUUGUGGACAUAGACAUGUGGACACUGGGACAUAUAGGGACACUGGGAGACAUGGGGACACCAGGCACACUGAGACACUAGGAACACACUGGGAGACAUGGAGACACUGAAACAUGGGGACACUAAGACACUAGGGACACAGACACUGGGAGACUAGUGGACACUGGGAGACUAGGGGAUACUGGGAGACAGACACUUGGGGAGACAUGGAGACAGUUGUGGACAUGGACAUGGGGACACUGGGACACUGGGACACAUGGGGACACUAGGCACACUGAGAGACAUGGGACACAGACACUGGAAGACUUGGGGACACUGAUACACUAGGGACACUGGCUGGGGGACAUAGUGUCUCCAUGUCCCAAUGUCUCCCAAUGUCCCCAUGUGUCUCAGCGUCCCCAUGUGUCUCAGCGUCCCCAUGUGUCUCAGCGUCCCCAUGUGUCUCAGCGUCCCCAUGUGUCUCAGCGUCCCCUAGUGUCUCAGCGUCCCCUAGUGUCUGUGUCCCCAGGUCUCCCAGUGUCUGUGUCCCCAUGUGUCCUUGUGUCUCAGUGUCCCCUAGUGACAGUGUCCCCAUAUGUCCCCAAGUGUCUCAGUGUCCCCAUGUUUUCCAGUGUCCCCAAGUGUCUCAGUGUUCCCAGGGUCUGUGUCCUAGUGUCUCAGUGUCCCCUACUGUAUGUGUCAUCAUGUGUCCCCUAGUGUCUGUGUUCCCUAGUGUCUAAGGGUCCCCAUGUGUCCCCUAAUGUCUCAGUGUCCCCUAGUGUAUGUGUCCCCAUGUGUCCCCUAGUGUCUCAGUUUCCCCAAUGUGUCCCCUAGUGUCUCAGUGUCCCCAUGUGUCCCUGCUGCCUUUCCCCCGAUCCCUCACUUACCUGAGCUGUAGAGCUGCUGUCUGGACUCCCUGUGCUGUGUAGCUGCUCCCCCAUGGAUCAGUGAGUAGUAGAGAGAGGCAGGGAUAUUCUAUAACUUCCUAUCCCUGCCUCUCUCCACACACAGUGACCCCUACUGGCCGGUGCUGGUAUUGCAGAGUAAUUUCCAUUUAUUCUGAGAAAAUUACCUGCAUUUGUAUUGCUGGUAUUACUGCAAUACCAGCAGGGCCAGGCAGCCUCAAAUACCGUCUGUGCCAUUAAAAUACCAGUCGGGUGGCAAACCUAAGAGUAGUGUGUAAAAAAGCAAUUAUUUUUUUAACUUUUUUAAAUAGACUAUUCCAUGGGCCUGGGCACAGGCUGCAAUGCAUCCCGAGAAGCCCCUAUGUUAAUCCGGCCCUGAGCGUCACUAAGUGUAUUUUAAUACUAAUAUAUGUGCUUAUAUUAUAUUAAAAUACAUUAUAUAUGUGUGCAUAUAUAUAUAUAUAUAUAUAUAUAUAUAUAUAUAUAUAUAUAUUUUAUUUUAUUUUAAAACAUAUUUAAUUUUUUUUUUUUUAUAUUUCCUACCAGCAGGGGGACUGUCUGACUUUUCAGACAGUCCCCCUGCUGGCAGAUCCACAGCCAGCUAUAGGGGGCCAUGUGAUCGCUCUUUGAGAGCGAUCACAUGGCCCCCGGGGGCCUCAUUUGCCGUGGGAGGGCUGCCUGGGCUGUGAGGCAGUCCUCUCGAAGCGGAGCACCGGGUAGGUAAGUAUCCCGGGCGCUCCAGGGCUCAAAGACGUUACGGCGUUUUAUGCCGCCGCAACGGUUUUAAAGCCCACUUAAUGCGGGACGGCAUAGAAUGCCGUAACGGCGUUAAGGGGUUGUUAAUCCAUUAAAAUAAUGUAUAGCAGAGUUUAUAAGAUUAAAGUAUAUGCUUACAGUAUCAAUAAAAUAGAAUAACAUACCAUCUUGAACAUGUCAUCCUCUCAGACGCUGCCUUGUUUUAUCAUGACUAUCUCCAAAAUCUCUCCUCUGUGUCCUAAUAUUAAGAAGUACACACAUUUAUACCUUAUAUUUUUAAUUGGGUCAUGGUAGGACCUACCUUAACUUGGCAAAGAUACAAGGCCAUAACUUGGUCAUUUCACAUGGGAACAUGUUAUCUAUGUUUUUAGAGUAAAACGUAAGAGUACACAUGACGUGAGAAAUGCCUUGACUUGGGGAAUUCCACUAACCUAGGACAACAUGACGUCCCAAAGUCUGAACACCAUAUUCACUGAAUAUGGGUAAGAGGUCAUUUAUUAAAGAAACAUUGUAUGAAAAACAAUAUUUUCCAUUUCUAACAAUUUGUCAGUUUGCAGAAUCUCUUAAAGACAAAGUACACAGUUUAAGAAAUCCAACUUUUCAUUCUAAAAACUUGUAGUAUUUGCAUAUGCCCAUACCAAAUGUUAAUUUUAGGUGUGACAACAUAAAACAGUUAGAUCUUUCUUUGUGGGAUUUCACACUCCUAUGUCUACAUACUUGUUGUGAGCUAAAACAUGACACUUUUUAAUAGCUGUCCUGGAUGUCCCUUACUUUUCAUGUGUUCUGUAAAUUAUUUAAUUGGACAUUCUUAACCACUACAAUACGUUGUACUAGUUAUGAGGCUUAAGAAGCUGUCCCUGAAAACGUAUCCUUUUAAUGUACCCAGGUAGGUGGUUGCAUUUAGCAGACUAGCCAUUUGUGUCACCACAUGUGGCUUUUCAAGAAUUGUAUACAUUUUAUUUUUGCCAGCUUUAUAUGUGAAGCUGAUAUAAACUUUUGGUUGAAACUGAAUGUGUUAUUGGUCAUCGCAGAAGCUCUAAACAAAUGGAAAACAAGUUUGGUCAUUUUAGACGUAAAGUAUGUUUGUGACCAACACAAGUCCCUAAUAUGUUGGGGACCAGCUGUUUUACAUCCUGAUAAACCAUUGUCAAUCUGUUUAGUGCAAAGGCUAUUCUUGGUUUUAACACAAAUUCUUUCUUUCAGAUGUUCCACCUCCUCGUGAUGUGAAGACUCCUUCUCCACCACCACCUCCUGCUCCUGAGCCUGUUUUGAAAAUGGAAACGGAUACCCAGCCACAGGUACGAGAGGUCACCACAACUUUGAUUAGCUUUCUGUUCUAGAAGACCUUUAACAAGGCAAGCUACUGGUCUCCUUACAUGCAGCAAUAAAUUAAUCAAACGGGGGAUAAAGGAGAUGUUUGUUUAUAUAUAGAGAUAGAUAUAGUUAUAACACACCUCUGUUUGUAUAAUUUCUGACGCAACCUUUAUCCCCCCUGUUUGACUCAUCUCUGUUGUUUAUAAGGCUUAGAGGGAGUCUUCUGUUUUAAGGUGUGUCACUUACUUUCCUUUUUGUAUUUUUAUAUAUAUCUUUUAGUUGGCUAUAUUACCACUGAUUUUUUGUUUUGUUUUUUUUAUCCUUUUGUCUAGCAAUAAAUUAAUGAAUGGACUGAUGGUGUAAUCUGCGAGAUAAGAAGCAAAUUUUAAUAAAUAACCAAAUAACCUGUUUUUAGGUUGUGCUAUCUCCACUUCAUCUGAUAGCAGUUAAUCUUGAACAUGCCACUCAGACUACCUCUGCUGUUGUUUUCUAGAGGGCAAGCUUAAUAAUAUGCAGAAUCUGAAACUCCCAUGAGUUUUUGAAUGAAAUAGUCAGAGAAUCUCAGGAAUUGUAGUUCAGCAACAUCUGGAGGGCCAGUGUUUUGGAGAACUCUAUUUUAGCAGAUGAAAUUAUAUUACGCAAAUAUUUGAAAUUAAUUUGAUCUUGCUGGGAAUAAACCUGUCCUGAUGCAGCUAGUUAGCUUUCUUUUGAAGGCACACUGUAGUCACUAUAACAAGUUUACUUCUUUGAAAUGGUUAUAAAGCCUGGGGUCCCCUGGCACUGUCCCUCCGUUCAGUGCUAAACCUUUUAGAGCAGUUUAACACUAAACAAGGGUCCUUGUCUUCUCGCAGUCCAGCCCCUUCUGCAGGUGUGGCUAAGGCAGAGAUUAUAUACUUCAUUGUAGUCAUACCCCUUUUACCAUUAGCUGGAGCUCUGAUAGGCUAAAAGCAGUCAGCUGACCCUCAACCAAUCACAUCUGCCCAUUGCUGCUCAGACUGAUACUUCCUCAUCAGCCAAAGCAGCACAGAGUGUAAGGACUGCGGGGGACUCGUUUAGUAUUAAAACAUUAAAAACAGUUACUUACUGCAUGAAAUGAUGGCACCAGGGGAUUCUAGACACUAGAGUCAGUUGAAUGGGAUAAAGUGUAUAUAGUGCCUACAGUGUCCCUUUAACUACUGAGCCAUCCCUAUGACGUAGAACAGAUUUUAUUGAUUUUAUUUGUAAUGGGAUUGGGAUUAAUAGCUGUUUGUGUUUUUGAAGGUACUGCCUGGAGGGAAAAGAAGAAAACGCAAGCGUGUUUUAAAAUCGAAAACGUUUAUGGACGAGGAAGGGUGUAUAGGUAUGAUGUACUUUUCUUCAAUCUGUAAAAUUCAUUAUGUGGCAGGUCUGUGACAUUGCUGUAUUUGUAGAACAUGUAAUAUUUUUAUUUACUUUUAUAUUUUUAAGUGUUUUUUUUUUUUUUUAAUAUAGCAUUCUGUUUACAUAGAUUAAAAUGUAUUAUUUUUCUGUCAUUUUGAUCUCCCUCUAUAAUGACACAGAAAUAGCAUUUAAUGUAAAUACAUUUGCCAUUCCCAACAUUCUUUUCCCACCUCUGGCCACUUUCUGAGAUGAGUCCAUAUUGAAGUUAAUAUGUGCUCCUCUUUUUGAGUUGACAACUUAAAGAAGUUGGGAUUUUAAGAAACCUAUGCAGAUUUGCGACAAAUCCUAAUUAUUCAUUAUUUAAAUAGCUGUAUUGUUUGCUCUUUAUUCCACAGUGACAGAAAAAGUAUAUGAGAGUCAGUCUUGCACAGACAGUGAAGACGAGUUUGCAGUCUCGAAACCAGCAGGUACUUCAAAGCCAUCAACUCUAGGAGCCGCAAAGCAAGAAGUGAAAACAGAAUCCAAACCACCCAAGAAGUCCUCUGUGGCCAAUAAAGGCACCAAGCAAGCCUCCAUCAUGGGAUUCUUUCAGAAGAAGUGAAGAUCCGAUGGUCUAUUUGUAAAAUUGAUUUCCGAGAAUCUUGAUGUCUGGCGUGUGGGGAUUGUGGCAUAUUUCAGUCUGUUACUGGACAAGUCCUGUUUCACGACAGGAAGAAAUAUACAUGUAGUAGUUUUAAAUUGUAUAGAAGCCCAGAACAGCAUUUGAUCCUAAACUGAUUUUUGUUGAAUUGCAGAAGAAACAAAGAUGGCUGGUGUCCGAUGCAUAUAUUUUUUAUAUAUACAUAUACUGAAAACCUGAGACUGGGAAAAUAGAUAUUAGGGAAACCGCAACCCUGAAACUGCAUACAAAUGUUGCAGUAAAGCUUGUGAGCUAGUUCAGUUUUGUCUGGACAUUGUGGCCAUACAUGUUACAAUCUGAUUCUAAAUUCCAUACUUAUAAUGCUCACUAUUUGUUUAUUUACGUAAACAUGAAUUAACCAUUUUCUGCCUAUGUAAAAAGUGAGAGAAUGUAAGAUUUAGUUACAUUUAAUAUUCUUUGUGCCUUGGACCAUGAACUCUUAAAAGUACAGUCAUACACCACGCAUGACUUAACUUAGCUAUUAUUUGUAUUUAGUGUUUUGUUCACGUUGUAUCUUGAUGUUAUUUUAUCUGAAGUUGUCUCCUUGCCCAGUUUGUGAGAGAGGAAGUACAGCAGCGACUGUAGCUUCUGUGAGCUUGACUGGUAGUUUAUGAGCCAUUUGUUGGUCCUUAUAUAAUUACCGCAAGCCCUGGAAAUUCAGACGUGAGUUUUACUUCUUGUUUUUUCCCUGCUUUAGCUUUUUUUCCCAUUUGUUUUGCCUCUUAAAACAUUCUGUCCAUAAUCCAUAAAAAGUGGAAAGUGAUGGAGUCGUUUGCAGCCUGAUUUUUCUCUUCACUGCAAGUUAUAUUUAAGACAAAUUAGAUUAAAGUCUCAGUAUUGUGACUACACACUAUCUGUCCCACUUUUUUUUUUUUUUUUUAAACGCAUAUUUUGAGUUUUUUUCCACACAUUGAGGCAGUUGCAGUUUACACACACAUUUUAGAUAUCUACAUCAUGAAAUACAUACAAUUGAACUCCCAUUUGUUACAUUAACUGCGAAAAUAGAUCAUCACAUUGAGUAACUUAGUUUACAUAUCAAUAUGACCAAGCUUUGUAUUAUGGUCAUUAAUCAGGCAGAUGGAAUUACAUCUACACAUUCACAAUACAGAUGUCUGCUCACUGCUUUUGACAAACAUAUCAAGUAUUUAUUUACUGACUGAGACAAACAUAAUAAAAAUAGCAAUGUAACUAACACAAAUUAAAAAAUAACAUUGUUUUCUUGUAUCUGGGUUUGACACUCCUCCCAUCCCCCAAAUUGUGUUAUGUUUGGAAUUGGUGUGUGUUUUUUUUUUUUUUUUUGUAGUAGUAGUAGUAUUGCACUUUGUAUACUUUGUCUCAAACUGAUGGAUUUUACACCUCUUAUAAAACACCCUGUGAGCUCCCCACCUUAUUCUCUUUGUAGUAUGUGAAGUGUUGGGUGGAAAUUAAGUAUGUACAGUUGUAAUCAAAAUUAUUCAACACCCAUUGAAAAUAAAGUUUGUCAAAAUUUACAGACUUUUCAGCUGUCUGGAAUGAACCAUUCAAACAAAAACUUCUAACUUCUCCAGUCUCAAUUAUUCAACUCCCUGAAUAGAAUCCCUCACAACAGCACAAAUAUGAAAAACACAUGUUGUC
Messenger RNA from Pelobates cultripes (western spadefoot toad), 27407 nucleotides. NCBI's taxonomy places the organism in Eukaryota, Metazoa, Chordata, Amphibia, Anura, Pelobatidae. The record is from the annotation of a GenBank genome assembly.